Molecule: messenger RNA, 690 nt
Organism: Racocetra persica
Lineage: Eukaryota; Fungi; Glomeromycota; Glomeromycetes; Diversisporales; Gigasporaceae
Source: the annotation of a GenBank genome assembly
UACACCAUAAGCAGAAGAGCCCAGAAACAAUCUCCUACUUGUUCUGAUUUAGUGAAAGAGUACAUCAUUUAUAGAACAAGGUGUGAAGAUACUAUCUAUCACUCUGCUUGUUGCCUUGUAAGCUAUUUGGUAUAUGUGUCUCAUAUGGCUUCCACAAAAGAUACUCAGAUUCUUCCGCAAAAAAUCCUCAGAUUGUUUUUUGUGAGUGCUUCUGAGCUAUUCUGUUUCGAUAUUGCAAAGGAGCUAUCUAUUGUUCUACAAUGUUGCUUUGUAAGCUAUUUGGAGCUAUCUAUUGUUCCACAAUGUUGCCUUGUAAGCUAUUUGGUAUAUGUGGCUUAUACGGCUUCUGCAAAAAACCCUCAGGUUGUUUUUGUGAGUGCUCUUGAGCUAUUCUGUUUUGAUAUUGUAAAGGAGCUAUUCAUUGUUUCACAAUAUUGUCUUGUAAGCUAUUUGGAUCUCACAAGUCAGGACGUUGCUGAUGAAGAUAGAAAACCAAUUUCUUAUACAGAAAGUCCAAUUUCGAAAUUAUUAAAUCGCAAUCUUAUGUAUCAAAAUAUUGCUAAAGAGACUAAAGAAAAACCUUCAAAUCAUAGAGUAUUAUGUGAGAGAAAACAAAUUUCUUAUACAAAAAGUCCAACUUCAAAAUUAUUGAAUCACAAUCUCACGUAUCAAGACAUGACUAAAGAGAAU